Molecule: messenger RNA, 974 nt
Organism: Momordica charantia (bitter melon)
Lineage: Eukaryota; Viridiplantae; Streptophyta; Magnoliopsida; Cucurbitales; Cucurbitaceae
Gene: GLB1
Product: nitrogen regulatory P-II-like protein
Biological process (GO): regulation of nitrogen utilization
Cellular component (GO): cytosol; chloroplast thylakoid
Molecular function (GO): enzyme regulator activity; ATP binding
Source: RefSeq, a predicted model, not a curated record
UCAAAGCGGAAGUUUCGAACGUGAACUACGAGGCUCCGGCUCUCCCACUGCCAUGGCCGCCACAGUAAUCAAGCCCGCCGCGCUUCUUCCUCUUUCCCCUUUCCCGGAGCUCUUGCUUUCCACUUCCACUUCCACUUCCACUGCCAUCAUCACUCCCAACUUCACCAGGUUUUCUCACUUCACCGUCGCCAAGAAGCGCCCUACUAGGCAGAUUCUCCCCGUGGUCAAAGCCCAAGGCUCUCUCGAGUAUGUGCCUGAUUCGAAAUUUUACAAAGUGGAGGCGAUUCUCAGGCCGUGGAGAAUCCAAAAUGUUUCUUCGGCAUUGCUGAAAAUGGGUAUCCGAGGUGUAACAGUAUCUGAUGUGAGGGGCUUUGGGUCUCAAGGUGGAUCCACAGAGAGACAGGGUGGGUCUGAAUUUUCCGAAGACAAUUUUGUUGCUAAAGUUAAGAUGGAAGUUGUGGUCAUUAAGGACCAGGUUGAAGCUGUCAUAGACAAGAUAAUCGAGGAGGCAAGAACUGGUGAAAUUGGUGACGGCAAAAUUUUUGUGACACCAGUUGCAGAUGUGAUUAGAGUUCGUACAGGUGAACGUGGAGAAAAAGCGGAGAGGAUGACGGGUGGGCGAUACGACAUGUCUGUUAAUGAAGUGUAAGAAGAGCACGAGUUGGUAGGUAAAGCUGUUUCGAGUUUGCAACUUCUUUUCUUUCCAUGGUCCCGCGCUACCUUCCUCUCAGGUUUGCCGUCCUGUGUAGAAGAAGAGAAAUAAAAGAAAUUGUUAGUCAGAUAAGUUUCUAUCUCGUGAAAGCAUCGGACCUGUAACUGUAAAUAUGUAAUUUCCUCAUGUUGUCAUGAAAAUUAACCAAAUUCGGCAAUAAUCAGUGCUUAAGCCACUGUACCAUUUCCUAAUGCUGAUCUGAUUUGAUUGUAAAUCCAAGAACAUGAGCUGUGUUUUACCAUAUUUACCUUUUUCUUUUUCC